Messenger RNA from Bursaphelenchus xylophilus (pine wood nematode), 1994 nucleotides. NCBI's taxonomy places the organism in Eukaryota, Metazoa, Nematoda, Chromadorea, Rhabditida, Aphelenchoididae. The record is from the annotation of a GenBank genome assembly.
AUGCUUUUUGCCGUCGGAAUUUUGGUAAUAUUGAUCGAAUGUGCAAUCUUUCUUCGGUGUGCGAGUAAGGACGUCUUUUUCUUGGUUGACUGGACUCAUUUUGAUAAAACGACCGAGAUUUUUAAGUCGAAAUUUGACAAAAAUGUGACACUUUUUUUGAGAAUUUUGGCAUGAAAAAUUUCAUGGCUAUUUCUACUGUAGAGGGUAAUGUUUCCACAAAAAAUAACUUUUUUCCUCGCGGAACUGGCAAAGAUAUAACCAAAACAGUGGGUUUCUCUCUGACCGCUCUCCCCGUUUCGCGUGCUCUCUCGGCGGCAAAGACGGUCGAAUAUUUCUGCUAAGCCUUCAAAGUAUGAGUUAAAUUUCCCGAAAUUUCUUAUGUGACCAAAACCGAAUGUAGGCAAAAUUCAAGGAAGAUUUGAGCGUCAUACCUCGAACACUUCUACUGUCAUAUUUCCAGGUAAAAAAACGAAAAAUCCGACGCGAAACAAAGGAAUUGUUGCAGCUCAACGGAGCAGACCUGGCGUGAGUUUGCAAUUAUUUUGAUGAAAUUUGGAGCAAAUUUAAAAUAGAUUUAAAAUAGAGCACAUUUAAAAUAGAUUUAUAAAGAUUAAAAUCUCUGACUUGCAUUCUACGGCCAAUUUUUUUUUGAUUUUUUUUGAGUUUUUUUUUUUUUUUGAUUUUUCUACUCUUUAGAAUUUCUCCUCCGACAAUUCUCAUCGCGAAUACCCGGAGGCCGCUCGGAUUCGCGGUGCGGAUUCGAGAACUUCGGCCGCGGACAUGAGCAAACUCUUUGAUCCGGACCCUCAAAAGGCCUCCAAAAGCCACGACACCACCGAAACUUCGCGAGAAAAUUCGGCAGAAGCCGCGGAAGCCCCGAAAAUCCGCGAAUCGGACCGCGCCAUGGAGCGGCUGAAGGAGAAACAGUCGGGCGUUCCGGCCAAACUCAUUCAGCAAGACGAACAAGAGCUGAGCAAGAGGCUGAAGCCCAAAGACUAUGAUCAGCGCGCCAAGCCACUGGGCAAAUGCAUGAGCAUGAUGGGGAAAUGCCAAAGUUUGCCGGGGAAAUGCAUGCAUUUGUUGGGGGUGGUGAAAGCGGAGGAGGAGAGGAAGAUUGUCACUCCGAAGAUUGGCUGCGAAACUCCGGAGACGAAGACCAAUUCAAUGGUGGGUAAAAUACGGGGAAAGAAGAUUUUUUUUGUACUCGGCGGGUCAAAAAGUCUUGACAUGUUUUCGCGGUGGCCUGCGCUUGCGGCGGAGUUGGACGAUCGGGGAAAAGUGCGAUUGGGGAAACUGAAAAUUAUUAUUUUUCUUCGAUGCAAGGGUCGAACUUAGGAUAAUCGAUGGUGCUGAUUUCGAAAAUGACACUCACUUUUUGAUAGUUACUUAUUUCCGUAAGUAGUACUGUAAGCAUCAAAAUUCAAAAGCUUACUAUACUUUGUUGUACUACUUAAGGAAACAAGUAAAGAUCAAAAAAAUGAAUGUAAUUUUCGAAAUCAGCACCCUCGAUGACCAUGAUUUCGACACGUGCAUCGAAGAAAGAUAAUAUUUUUCCGUUUCCCCAAUUGCGAUUGUCCUACCUGAUCCAGUGGCAAAGAAAGCACCAUUUUGUAUCCGGGAAGUGUCAGAAAUGUGGCAAAAUGCUUCCUUCUUCAAGUAAAAAGCCUUGUUUUAAAGGGCGCGCAUUUUCCCUCACAAAAAGAGCGCGCGCGCUUUUGAAAUCGGAGUUUUUUCACCUGGAGAUGGAAGCAUUUUGUCACAUUUUUGAUACUUCUCGGAUGCAAAAUAGUAUAUUUUUUGCCACUGGAUCAGGUCUCCCACUGUACUUUCCCUGUCAGUUGCAGAGGAAUUGAAGUUCAUGAGAGCCUCGAUACUUUAUUGUAACACAAAAUUUAUUUUGUUUCCCGUUUCAGCAGCGCCAGUCCAAGAGUUCGACAUCUGAUGCGGACAAAAAGCUGAAGUCGAUCACACCGCCCAAAAAUAACGACGGAUGA